AUUAAAUACUCUUAUGCUACUGCUAGGCUAACGUGUCAGAAGGCAGUUCGGUGCAAGUUACUUCUAAACGAUGGAUGUUUUACUAAUGUUACUGGUGUCAGUUCUCUAUAUCUUGAGUCCUGUUCAUCCAGACAAUUGUGAAUAUAAUUGUCAGAAUGGUGGUAUACCGUCCAGGAUUUGCGGAAAAUGUUUAUGUUUCAACCACACUGGAGACCAUUGUGAACUGGAUGAUCUAUGGAACAACCUUGUCGUGGAUUCCACUGACAUAUUUCUGGGUCUGCCUUUUAAUAUGAUGUGUGAGGUGACCAACGCCCGUGGUUUUGGUAUUAUAGCGAGUAAAGUGGAGUUCUUUAAAGUAGUCGACAUCGGCGCUGAAGAGCCCGUCUAUAUGCUGCAGAACGGGUCGAAAUGUUCAGAACACAAUAACAUUCCAGGCUAUAAAGCCAAAUGCGGGAAGGGGACGGACGACGUCGACUCGGAUGUUAAGCUCUACACCUUGCAGAUAGCCCGGGUAAAGGAGGAUGAUGCCACUGACUGGUCUUGUAAAAUAAACUAUCCACGUAUUGCGAUACCCCCCAGUAAGAGACUCAGAAUAGCCGCUUGAGGCAGCAUAAUAACUUGACAGAAAAUGAUGACUAUUAAGAUUAUCAUUUUGACUAAAGACACACCCAAGUUUCCUCAAAUGCUGUACACAUA
Molecule: messenger RNA, 696 nt
Organism: Gigantopelta aegis
Lineage: Eukaryota; Metazoa; Mollusca; Gastropoda; Neomphalida; Peltospiridae
Exons: 5
Coding region: 71-604 (177 amino acids)
Source: RefSeq, a predicted model, not a curated record